AUGGCUGAAUAUAUUACAUAUCCUACAUCUAACAUUUUACCUCCAAAUCAAGAACCUUUUAGCAUCUUUUAUAUCCAUCCUUCAGAUACAAAUAUUAGUCAAACAGUGUCAGUGAAGUUCAAUGGAACAUGUUUCGAUGAUUGGAAACGAUCUAUGUUGAUUAUGUUAUCAACUAAGAACAAACUGAAAUUUGUAGAUGACAGUAUUGACAUUCCUAAUGUUGACACACCUGAGUAUAAGGCUUGGGAACGCUGUAAUAACUUGGUCAUUUCCUGGUUACAUACUAAUCUUGAUAAUACAAUCAAGAAGAGUGUUCUAUUCUUCACUACUGCCUCUGAAAUUUGGAGAGACCUAGAAGAUAGGUUUGGUCAGUCUUCAAUGACUCAAGUUUAUUCUCUUGACAAAAACCUAGCAGAUACUUUUCAGCAAGGAUCUAUGAAUGUGUCAGAAUUUUACACUCUGAUGAAGACUCUUUGGGAUGAAUUACAUGAUGCAAAUCCUAUGCCUUAUUGCACCUGUAAUAAAUGUACUUGUGGCUUAACACAAAAAAUUCACAUUAGAGAGCAAGAGCAUAAGCUCAUUCAGUUCAUGAUGAAGCUUAAUGACACAUUCUCUACUAUUAGAGGUAACCUUCUGAUGACACAACCUCUUUCCAAACUCUCACAAGCCUAUAGGAUCUUCAGUACUUAA
This is a messenger RNA of Beta vulgaris subsp. vulgaris (sugar beet), 690 nucleotides long. RefSeq lists its product as uncharacterized. The transcript has a single exon. Lineage: Eukaryota; Viridiplantae; Streptophyta; Magnoliopsida; Caryophyllales; Amaranthaceae. The record is from RefSeq and is a predicted model, not a curated record. The coding region runs from base 1 to 690 and encodes 229 amino acids.